UGUCCAGAUUCAUUGAAUCGAUAACAGGAAACUGAUAUGUCACGAAUAUUGCUUAACCUUUCGUUUUUUUGAGUGGCACCUUCAUUUCACACUCUUCACUAUCCAAAUCUACAUUCUGAUCAAUCAUCCAUGGCGAAACUCAACACCCCUAUCAAAAUCAUCGCCGGAGCCGAUGACUUUGGCACUCCUCUCAAAGACGCUUUGAUCUCCCACCUCCGUUCCCUCAACAUCGAAAUCGAAGACCUCGGCACCUCUUCUUACUAUUCCGCUGGCGCCGACGUCGGCCGCCGUGUCUCUCAAUCCAUAUCAUCAUCGUCUCCGGACGUCCGCGGUCUCGUUGUUUGCGGAACCGGUGCCGGCGUCUCCAUCUUCGCUAACAAAUUCCCCGGCGUGUUCGCUACCACCUGUCUUACUCCCUCCGACGCCGUCAACGCCCGAUCCAUCAAUAACUCAAACGUGAUUGCUUUCUCCGGUAAGUACACUUCGACGGAAACCGCGAUCGAGAUCGCGAACACGUGGCUGAACACGCCGUUCAAGGCUGCAUGUCCUGCAAAUGAUAACAAACCAUGGCCGGAGGAGAUCGGGAAAUUUCUCGACAAAUCAUUAGUUGAAAUGCCGGAGAUCGGUAAAGGCGAACCGGUUGAUACGUGUGCGGUUUGUUGUUUGGUGAAGAACCGGGAACUGAACCCGAUCGAUUUGAUCCCCGGCGGUUCAAUGAAGAUUGUUAGAGAGACGCCGACGUCGGCGUUCGUGAGGUUCAAAGCCGGGAGUGUGGAGCCGGCGCAUCAUCACACGUUUGGGCACGAUUUGGUGGUGUUGGAAGGGAAGAAGAGUGUUUGGAAUGUGACGAAAAAGGAGAGAUAUGAUCUAACGGUUGGAGAUUAUUUGUUUACUCCUGCUGGUGAUGUGCAUAGAGUGAAGUAUCAUGAGGAUACUGAGUUCUUCAUCAAAUGGGAUGGACAUUGGGAUAUGUUUUUUGAUGAGGAUCUUGAUACUGCCAAAAUUGCAAUUGAUAAGGAAUUAGGGAUAGCUAAGUGAUUUUUAUUUUCUGUUAAUGGUUUAUCACUCAAUAUAGUUUGGUUUAUGACACGAUACUAAAUAAAACUUUUGAGUUUAUAUGUUAAUCUAUUUUGAAUUGAUGAA
This is a messenger RNA of Lathyrus oleraceus (garden pea), 1143 nucleotides long. Its product is annotated as DNA damage-repair/toleration protein DRT102. The transcript has a single exon. The record is from RefSeq and is a predicted model, not a curated record. Gene Ontology annotation, biological process: carbohydrate metabolic process. Gene Ontology annotation, molecular function: isomerase activity. The coding region runs from base 130 to 1038 and encodes 302 amino acids. NCBI's taxonomy places the organism in Eukaryota, Viridiplantae, Streptophyta, Magnoliopsida, Fabales, Fabaceae.